AUGAAGCCAAUAAGACUUCCGGAGCCGCCAGGGAGCCCGCAACCGAUGAGCGGAUUGGCCGAUGUUUUCGACGGCGACGUUAAUGGCGUUAUCCGGCGAGCUGUCAUCAUUGGCAACGGUUACCCGGCAUCGGAAAAUCAGAGUGUUGGGUUGGUUCGCGCCCUCGGUUUAUCUGAAAAUCAAACUCUCUAUCGAGUUACGAGACCAAAGGGAGGUAUCAAUGAGUGGCUGCACUGGCUCCCGGUUGCUGUUCACAAAAAGUUGUACUAUAUAUUUAGCCAGAUAUAUGGAUAUUCACAAAUUUUUAUUGCUAGAAGAGGGACGAAGCAAGCUCCUUUCCCUAGGGAGAAUGGUGUCGGUGUAGGUUUGUCAGUGGUGCUGGAAGCUGAUGUGAAGAAUAUUGUCAAACUAGCCAAAGAAACUUUUGAGAAGGAUGGUCCUCUACUUGUGGUAGCAUCUGGCAGAGAUACCAUUUCGGCUGCAAGCUCUAUAAAAAGAUUGGCAUCUGACAAUGUGUUUGUUGUCCAGAUUCAGCAUCCAAGAUCCCGUUUAGACAGGUUUGAUAUGGUGAUAACACCAAUGCACGAUUAUUACCCAUUUACUCCUGAAGCACAGCGACAGGUUCCUCGCCUUUUCCGGAAAUGGAUUACACCUGAUGAACCUCCUAAUGAACGUGUUGUCCUCACAGUAGGAGCCCUCCAUCAUGUAGAUUCUGCCGCACUUCGAAGUGCAGCUAUCGCCUGGCAUGAUGAGUUUGCACCUCUCCCCAAGCCUUUGCUGGUUGUGAACAUUGGAGGGCCUACAAGGUACUGCAGAUACAGCACGGACCUUGCAAAACAACUAUCAGCGUCUCUGCAUAAUGUCCUCACAAGCUGUGGAAGUGUGAGAAUAUCUUUCUCAAGGAGAACACCAGAAAAGAUUUGUAACACAAUAAUUAAAGAAGUCGGAACUGUUACCAAAAUCCACAUAUGGGAUGGUGAAGGACAGAAUCCGCACAUGGGACAUCUGGCCUGGGCUGAUGCUUUUGUAGUCACUGCUGAUUCGGUUAGCAUGUUGAGUGAGGCUUGCAGUACAGGGAAGCCUGUUUAUGUUAUCGGGGCUGAACGCUGUACAUGGAAGUUUGUAGAUUUCCAUAAAAAGUUAAGGGAAAGAGGCCUUGUUCGACCUUUUACUGGUCUUGAGGAUAUGUCAGAAAGCUGGAGUUACCCACCUUUAACCGAUACUUCAGAGGCCGCAAACCAAGUGCGUAAAGCACUUGCCGAGCGUGGGUGGAGAUUGAGGCCGUAA
This is a messenger RNA of Striga hermonthica, 1287 nucleotides long. Lineage: Eukaryota; Viridiplantae; Streptophyta; Magnoliopsida; Lamiales; Orobanchaceae. The record is from the annotation of a GenBank genome assembly.